AUGAGUGUAGUAGAAUUCUUUACACACGUUAAAACAAUAUGGGACGAAAUGGACAAUUUUGUUAAUAUUCCAACUUGUGAUUGUUGUGAAAAGUGUGAACUCAAUCCGAAAGUUCUCAAGAUCCAAACUGACCAAAGGAUCUUGCUUUUUUUAAUGAAAAUAGAUGAUAAGUUUGAACAUGUUCGAUCAAACAUUUUAAUGAUGCCAGAAUUGCCGGGGGUAUUUCAAGUCUACCGCAUCCUUCAACAAGAAGAAACUCACAAACAACUAAGCAAACAAUACAAUUCGGCACCUGCUAAACCAAGUGCUUUCUUUUCUUCUAAAAGAGAUUUUCACACUAACAUAGAAUCAUUCUCUUCGAAAGCUUUUUUCAAGAACAAUAAAAAUCACAGUAAUGGAAUCAAGAAGAUUUUUUUUUGUGAUCAUUGCAAAAAUACAGGUCAUACUAUAAACAAGUGUUACAAACUACAUGGAUAUCCAAAUCAGAAUAAAGGUAAAAAAUCUACUGCUUUUGCUUGUGCUGAUGAAGAGUCGACAUUGCCUCCUGGAAUGACCGAAGACCAAUUUUCAAGAUUUCUCUCCUUCAUGGCUCAAGAAAAACAAGAGACUGCCCAAGAAAACACAACCUAUCAUACUGAGUUAGCUAAUUCUUCAAACUUUGCAGGAAGGAAAAUAUAUCUUCAAUCUAUUGCUAAUCCUCAUGAUGAGGGUAUUAGUCUAUCUUUUUUCCUGCCCUCUCCAGACCCCUGUCUUGGACGGGACUCAGGUGAUGAUGAAUUACUAUAA
Amaranthus tricolor (Joseph's coat) is the source of this 786-nucleotide messenger RNA. RefSeq lists its product as uncharacterized. The transcript has 2 exons. The record is from RefSeq and is a predicted model, not a curated record. Lineage: Eukaryota; Viridiplantae; Streptophyta; Magnoliopsida; Caryophyllales; Amaranthaceae. The coding region runs from base 1 to 786 and encodes 261 amino acids.